Bombus huntii is the source of this 3307-nucleotide messenger RNA. It is a transcript of the gene Ubx, whose product is annotated as homeobox protein abdominal-A homolog. Gene Ontology annotation, biological process: negative regulation of transcription by RNA polymerase II; anterior/posterior pattern specification. Gene Ontology annotation, cellular component: nucleus. Bases 1 to 453 code for a protein of 150 amino acids. The transcript is spliced from 5 exons. The record is from RefSeq and is a predicted model, not a curated record. Gene Ontology annotation, molecular function: RNA polymerase II cis-regulatory region sequence-specific DNA binding; DNA-binding transcription factor activity, RNA polymerase II-specific. Lineage: Eukaryota; Metazoa; Arthropoda; Insecta; Hymenoptera; Apidae.
AUGAAUGGCUCUUAUAGCGAGGCCCCAGUGGGAUCCUUACCUGUUAUGAAAUUUCUAGUGACCAGAACAGGAUCAACGUCUGCGGCACGAUGGGGUAAGGAAGAUAUUGCUAAGCCGCAUUGGACAUGGUUGCAAGGAGCGAACGGAAUGCGCAGGCGCGGCCGACAGACCUACACGCGCUACCAGACGCUCGAGCUGGAGAAGGAAUUCCACACGAACCACUACCUCACCAGGCGGAGGCGGAUCGAGAUGGCACACUCGCUCUGCCUGACGGAACGGCAGAUCAAGAUCUGGUUCCAGAAUCGGCGGAUGAAGCUGAAGAAGGAGAUACAGGCGAUCAAGGAGCUGAACGAACAGGAGAAGCAGGCGCAGGCGCAGAAGGCAGCGGCAGCAGCGGCCGCGGCUGCGCAUCAGCAGCAAGCGGCCGGUGGGGGACCGGAGGGGGCCAACUAGGGGUACGCCCUGCACCGGAGCCCCCCUGACCACCCCACCACCAAUCCACACCACCCUCUGCUAGCACCGCAAUGUACACAGCUAUAUUAAAGGUGAGUGGCAGGCUGCAUCCACUGUCUCUGUAAUGCCAAAUAGAUGGUCGAUGUGCGUAUCUGUCGAUCGUCAAUUUAUCGGUUGCGGCGAAUCGGAUGCUGCACCCGGUGAGUGACGAACCCGCCUCCCGCUCCCCCGCGCGCCAGCACCACCACCACCACCACCACCACAACAACCAACCCUCUAUGGAACCUCCUGUAGCUCACUUUGACCAAUAAUCCCGCAGACCAAUCAGUAUCCAAGUGCACAGUGACGUCCGUACAAGCCUAGUAUUGUCGUAGUCCCCCCGUUUGCCCCCUCCCAUUUUCUGGCCUCUCUAUCUGUAGUCCCUGCUUUGGCGCAGUAGUGUGUAGAUAGAGGGGGUGAGUUAUACGGAGUAGUUCCGUUCGUUGAAACAACCGAUCUCCGUCCGUCUCUCGUUUUCGAGCGUGAAAGGUCGACCGAGGGACGACGAUACAACCGCGCGUGAACGCGUCCAAAGGGACGAAGAUGAAGAGAGAGAGAUGGGGCAAACAUUGCGUGUGUGCGUGUCUCUCGAAGGUCUAUCGGACGUCUCUCGUCGUCCCAUUGUCUCGGUUUGUUAUACGAUUACGAUAAAAGUAGUAGGCGCGCUGGGGUGCGCGUAAUUCUCUGAAACCUAAAUACGUAACGAAAAGCCUACGAGGUAAUUAGUAAGUUAACGCUUAGGAAGGUGGACAAAGUAUCCGCGAGUGUCGUCGAUGUUGCGGAAGGAUCGGCGGGGGGGUUGCGUCGGUGAAUUUGUCGAUUCUAUGGACGUGUUUCCCAGUGACAAGAAGAGAAUUCUCGCGAAUCUCGAUUGUACAGAAAAGAAUGAGAAAGAAAAUGCUAUAUAUUUCGCGAAUGCUUCCUUCCUCCUCCUCCUCCCCCCCCCCCGUUUUUCGUUUACUCAGCGUUCCUCCGUUUGUUUCGCUUUUCGAUCGCGCACGCUCGACGAUACGCGAUCCCUUCCUCAGCGUGUUAUGCUACGACUGCUGUUGAUGUUAUGUUUUUGUUAAUUUUUUUUUUUUUUUUUUAUUGUCUGCGAAACGACACGAGAACACGUUUCUACCGUCGCCGUGUGUCUCGUCGUUGUUCGAGCGCGGCUCGCCGAUCUCCAUGAGAAAUUACGUCCGACAGAUGAUAACCGUCGUCCUGGUGCUGACGAUCUCGUCGGGCACGGCGCGCGAUAAAAACGUGUUCCUUUCGAUCGGUACAAAAUAUAUAUGUUGAUGUUCGAUAAUUUUGUUAAAUAUUAUAUAUACAGAGCGGUUGGUAACUAGUGGUACAAGCGGAAAGGGGGUGAUUCUAGACGAAAAAACAAGUCGAAAACGUAGAAUAAACAUUUUUCGUUCGAGGCUUCGUUUUCGAGAAAAUCCACUUUGAAUCGUCGCUCGGUACGCCUGCACUUUAUCGCGUCUCGUUGGAAGGGAUCUCACCGUAGAUCGUUGUCUCGAUCGACGUUAUUUUUUUGAUUUUUAAAAUUUUUGUUCUACAUUUUCGACUUCUUUUUUCGCCUAGAAUCACCCCCUCUACGCUUGUACCACCAGUUACCAACCACCCUGUAGAAACGUUUAUGCGAUAUACAUACGCGCCUGCUGGAUACGUACGAGGCGCGCGCGUUCGUCCCACGAGUCGAACGUAACGUUUUUCCCUCUGUACGUCGAUUAUCGCAUCGAGAGAGAAAAAAGAGAAAAAAGGAACAAGAAUGAAGUUAAAGAUACAAACAGAUUCCUUCACCUUCGUGCUAUCCCUUUUUCUUUCGCUGUGUUCGUUUAUAAUUUCUCCCUCCUUCUCUCUCUUCCUCUUUCUCUCUUUCCUCAUCUGUACGCGAAUCGCUUCGAUCGCUGACUCUCGGCUCGAGCAACAGAAUCGAACGAAACUCCGAUAGUCUCUAACGAGCAAGAUUAUUACAUUGUACGUACCUACCUAGUACCUAUAGACGCCUACCCAGACACGAAGUGUGCGUGGCGCUAUCCUAAGCAAGUAAAACAACUAUUCUAGUUAAUGAAUGUAUACGAAUAGCCGCUAAGAGACACGCAAGAGUAAUAGGUAAACGCAGUAUUUCUAAGAGGAAUGUAAUGUUAAUAAUUAUUUAUUUUGUGGAUCUCGGUGAAAACGGGAAGAAUGGAAUAACGAUUAAAAAAAGGACAAAAAAAAAAGAAAAAAAAAAGAAGAAGGAAACGCGAAACGAGGAGCGUCGAAACGAAUAAUAAACAAACAAACAAAAAAAAAAAAUUAUAUAUAUUAUAUAUACGAAUAUAGAAAGAACGCAUUCGUCGGUCUGCUGUGCUGUAACGUUUUAAAAUAACGGACUUCUUGUUUCUCUUUAGGCGAAUAGGCCUAUAUCUUAUAGGGGUAGGCGUUAUCCAUUGCGUAGUGUGGUAGCCGCAAUCAAUCAAUCAUCAUCAUCGUCGUCGUCGUCGUCGUCGUCAUUUUUUCUGUAAACGUAAUUUCCUUUUUUCCGAUGGUGGCGAGAAGAAAGAAAGGAAACGGAGAACGCAGAAGGCAAAACGCGCAGCAUCCUCUUUUGUAACAUAUUUAGGGAUAUCGAUUGUUUUACCAAUUUGGAUCCUGAUUGUAUGUAACCCGCGAGAGCGACCAGGGCCGCACCUGCUGCCUAUGCGUGAAACGGUGUUGUAAACGAGGAAACGGUGACCUUUUCGUAGGGGCGGUUGCUGUUCUGAACGCUAUUGUAAUAUUACCUUGAUUAUACGAUUACUAAGGAAAAAAAAGGAACAAAAUAAAUGCGAUGUAAACUUGA